GCGAGCGGCCCGCGCGCAGAGCCCGUCGCCGUCCGUGGAGCUUGGCGGCCCGGUGCCCUCGGAGGCUCGCGGAACUGCGGGAUGGCGCAAAGGAGGGACACGCAGUGUUGGCGCCUGCUGUGGCUGCUUUCCAUCUCCGUGCUUCUCCCCGCUGUCACCCGGACCCGCUCCGCGACAGAAUUGGCUUCCCAGGGCCACCUGGACCUCACGGAGCUCAUCGGCGUCCCGCUGCCCUCGUCCGUGUCCUUUGUCACUGGCUAUGGUGGCUUCCCGGCCUACAGUUUCGGGCCUGGUGCCAACGUCGGCCGCCCGGCCAGGACCCUCAUCCCACCCACCUUCUUCAGGAACUUUGCCAUCAGCGUGAUGGUGAAGCCCAGCAGUGCCCGAGGCGGCGUGCUCUUUGCUAUCACAGAUGCCUUCCAGAAGGUCAUCUACCUGGGCCUGCGGCUCUCAGGGGUGGAGGAUGGCAGCCAGCGGGUCAUCCUCUACUAUACGGAGCCCGGCUCCAAGGUGUCCCACGAGGCUGCCGCCUUCCCGGUGCCCGUGAUGACCCAUAGGUGGAACCGCUUUGCCAUGGUUGUCCAGGGGGAGGAAGUGGCCCUCCUUGUGGACUGCGAGGAACACAGCCACGUCCCCUUCCCGAGGUCCUCCCGGGUCUUGGCCUUCGAGCCCAGCGCGGGAAUCUUCGUCGGCAACGCAGGAGCCACGGGGCUGGAGAGAUUCACUGGGUCUAUACAGCAGCUCACCAUCCACCGUGACCCCAGGACUCCCGAGGAGCUGUGUGAAGCUGAAGAAUCCUCGGCGUCAGGAGAGACCAGCGGGCUUCAGGAGACAGACAGAGUAGCUGAGAUCUUGGAAGCCGUCACCUACACUCAAGCCCCGUCUAGAGAAGCAAGAGUUGGCCCCAUAAACACACCUCCAACCCUGUCUUCUCCCUCUGAGGAUGCAGAGCUUUCCGGUGAACCUGUACCUGAGGGGCCCCAGGAAACCACCACCAUGAGCACCGUCCCGCACAGCAGCCCCAAGCAAGGGUCUGGUGAGAUCCUGAAUGACACACUGGAGACAGUUGAUACUGUGGAUGGUUCCCCCAUUACUGACACUGGCUCGGGGGAUGGGGCCUUCCUUCAUGUCACUGAAGAGGGUCCAGAUAACGAAGAAGGUUCAGCAGCGACAGCAGCAGGGGAGGCCGAGGUGCCCGUCAGCAGUGCCGGGGAAGCAGAGGCCAGCAGUGUGCCCAGCGGGGGACUGACCCUCUCCAUGCCCACUCAGGACCCUGGGGAAGGGGUCACUUUGGGUCCAAUCAGUGAAGAAAGCUUAACAAUAGCUACAGCAAAAGUGCCCCUCAGCACUUUUGAGGAAGAGGAGGCCAGCGGGUUCCCCACUGAUGGCCUGGUUCCCCUCACAGCCACAGCGGCCCCCAAGCAAGUAGUCACUUCUGGUCCUGGUGAUGAAGACUUAGCGGCAGCCACAACAGAGCAGCCCCUUCCCACGGCUGGGGCAGAAGAGUUGGGUGGCGCUCUCCCUGAGGGGCCCCCGCUUCCCAUACCCACAGUAGUUCCUGAAAGAGGAGUCCCUCCGGGUGAAGCUGGGGAGGGGCUUCCUGACCCCCUUGGACCUGCUGGACCCACGGUGGGAGUGGAGGCUGAGGGCUCCAGCCUGGGCUGGGGCUUGGACGUCGGCUCUGGUGACCCAGUGCCCAGCGAGGAGCUGUUAAGAGGUCCUCCAGGUCCCCCAGGCCCACCUGGCUUACCUGGGAUUCCAGGAAAACCAGGAACUGAUGUUUUCAUGGGACCCCCUGGAUCCCCUGGAGAAGAUGGGCCUGCUGGUGAACCUGGUCCCCCGGGCCCUGAGGGAAAGCCUGGACUUGAUGGAGCCUCCGGCCUUCCUGGAAUGAAAGGGGAGAAGGGAGCAAGAGGACGUAAUGGCUCAUUUGGUGAAAAGGGUGAUCCCGGCAACAGAGGCUUACCAGGACCCCCAGGGAAAAAUGGACAAGUUGGCGCUCCUGGGGUCAUGGGACCCCCAGGGCCCCCUGGACCCCCUGGGCCCCGAGGCCCUGGAUGUACAAUGGGACUUGGAUUUGAGGAUACUGAAGGCUCUGGGAGCAUCAGGCUGUUGCAUGAGCCCAGAAUCUCUGGACCAACGGCUUCAAGUGGUCCCAAAGGAGAAAAAGGAGACCAGGGACCCAAGGGUGAAAGAGGGAUGGAUGGAGCCAGCAUUGUGGGACCCCCUGGGCCCAGGGGGCUACCAGGGCGCAUCGAGAUCUUAUCUAGUCCUUUGAUCAACAUCACCCAUGGAUUCAUGAAUCUCUCAGACAUUCCUGAACUCAUCGGGCCUCCGGGCCCUGAGGGCAUGCCUGGGCUGCCAGGAUUUCAAGGACCCAGAGGACCAAAAGGUGACACUGGUGUGCCUGGAUUUCCAGGACUAAAAGGAGAACAGGGUGAGAAGGGAGAGCCGGGCGCCAUCCUGACGGGGGAUAUUCCUCUGGAAAGGCUGAGGACCCGAAAGGGUGAACCUGGAGAGCGUGGAGCCCCGGGACCGAUGGGGCCCAAAGGACCACCAGGACACAAAGGAGAAUUUGGCCUCCCUGGACGACCCGGUCGCCCAGGACUGAAUGGCCUCAAAGGCGCCAAAGGAGAUCGAGGGGUCAUGAUGCCGGGCUCACCUGGCCUACCUGGUCCUCCAGGCCCCCCAGGACCACCUGGAGCUGUGAUUAACAUCAAAGGAGCCGUCUUCCCAGUUCCAGUCCGGCCACACUGCAAAACUCCAGUUGGUACCACGUAUCCUGGAAAUUCAGAACUCAUCACUUUUCAUGGUGUUAAAGGAGAAAAAGGAUCCUGGGGUCUUCCCGGCUCAAAAGGAGAAAAAGGCGACCAGGGGGCCCAGGGACCACCAGGCCCUGCUGUGGAUCCAACUUACCUGAGACAUUUUCUGAACAGCUUGAAGGGGGAGAACAGAGACAAGGGGAUCAAAGGAGAAAAAGGAGACUCUGACAGUGGCUUCUCUGUGUCAGGGCCCCCGGGCCUGCCGGGAAGUCCAGGCCUGGCGGGCCAGAAAGGGGAGACCAUCAUCGGGCCCCAGGGACCCCCAGGUGCUCCUGGCCUGCCUGGGCCACCUGGCUUUGGGAGACCUGGUUCCCCUGGGCCACAGGGACCCCCGGGGCCACCAGGACCUCCGGCUAUCCUAGGAGCAGCUGUGGCCAUUCCAGGCCCACCUGGCCCUCCAGGACAGCCAGGGCUUCCCGGAUCCAGGAACCUGGUUACAGCAUUUAGCAACAAGGCUGACAUGUUGCAGAAAGCCCAUUUGGUCAUAGAAGGGACAUUCAUCUACCUGAAGGACAGCACCGAGUUUUUCAUUCGUGUCAGAGAUGGUUGGAAAAAAUUGCAGCUGGGAGAACUGAUCCCCAUUCCGGAUGACAGCCCACCCCCCCCUGCGCUUUCCAGCAAUUCUCAUCACCUUCAGCUUCCACUGGCGUCUAUUUCAAGUGUUAAUUAUGACAGACCUGCACUACACUUGGUCGCUCUGAACACGCCAUUUUCUGGGGACAUUCGAGCUGAUUUUCAGUGCUUCCAGCAGGCCAGGGCAGCAGGACUGUUGUCCACCUACGAAGCAUUCUUAUCCUCCCAUCUGCAAGAUCUCUCUACAGUUGUGAGGAAAGCAGAGAGAUAUAGCCUUCCAAUAGUGAACCUUAAGGGCCAAGUACUUUUUGAUAAUUGGGACUCAAUUUUUUCUGGCCAUGGAGGUCAGUUCAAUACACAUGUUCCAAUAUAUUCCUUUGAUGGCCGAGAUGUAAUGACAGAUCCUUCUUGGCCCCAGAAGGUUGUUUGGCACGGCUCCAGCACCCACGGAGUCCGUCUCGUGGAUCAGUACUGUGAAGCGUGGCGAACCGCCGACAUGGCAGUCAUGGGCUUGGCCUCCCCGCUGAGCACGGGGAAGAUUCUGGACCAGAAAGCAUACAGCUGUGCUAAUAGGCUAAUUGUUCUGUGUAUCGAAAACAGUUUCAUGACAGAUGUGAGGAAGUAAUGACCUUCUCAUGAUUCUUAAGAGUUUUCCAAUUUUUUUUUAUGUGAAGAGUUGACACUGAAAUCUAAAAUGUUUAAACGUUGUAAAUAUUAGUUUUUUAUUACACAUUCAUCACAACAGCAACCAAAGAAAACAUACCUCAAUACACUCAAAACUGAAGACAUAAAGGACUCAGAUCAAAGAUAAAAUCUGAUCCAUCUAUUGGUGCUAGAUUCUGCAGGAAACCCAUGCAGUGUAAACACAUCCCAACACGGUUAACAGCAAGUUGAAAACAAAGGCCUUGGCACUCUGCCCACUGCAUCCUUCAGAAAGUGAUUUCCUUCUUUUAACCGUGGUUGAGUGUAAGAUGUCCUUCAUGUUUUCUUACAAAGUCAGUGUUUAGAAGUGUACCCCUUUCUAAGUUAUGUGCAGACCAAAUGUUUUGUUCUUUAAUAUACAUCCAUUGUUUGCAACUGCUAUUCAUACAGAGAAACAGAACUGCUCAAAAUGAUCCUAUUUGUAUUUUCUGAUAUUACCAGACUUUAAUGUUUUUUUUCCUAAAAUAUUAUUGCCAUCUUGCUUUAGGAGUUUUAUAUUUUGACACAACAUAUUUUAGUAUGGCAUCUGUUUAUAUAAAUGACUUGCUGGAAAAGUUUAAACUCCCAAUGAUCUGAAACUAGAGAAGAAAUAGCACAUAAUUACUACCUUUCCUGUGGUGGCCCUUUCCCCACACCCCACCCUGAUUUUAUAACUUCCAUUUGGCAAUGCUUGAAUUAUAACUGCGAUUCAACAAACAGGUUCAUGAGGAUGAAUUUUCUGAGACACGUAUACCUUCAUGCUGUACACUUUGAUUCUUUUUUUUCCAUGUAAGUGAACAUAAAAACAUCUUUUCCAG
Messenger RNA from Delphinapterus leucas (beluga whale), 4894 nucleotides. Lineage: Eukaryota; Metazoa; Chordata; Mammalia; Artiodactyla; Monodontidae. The record is from RefSeq and is a predicted model, not a curated record.